CGCCCGGCUUGGGAGGUGGGGCUUCGCCCGGAGGCGGGCCUUUGGCGGGGGCGGGACUCCGGCCUCCGUGGCGGGCGGUUAGCGGUCCUGUUAAGUCUGAGGAAGCGAUGGCGGCAUGCGCAUUAAGGCUGCUGAUCACACUGCUGGCUUUCGUGGCCGCUGCCUCCCAGGCCGAGGUCGAGUCCGAGGCGGGAUGGGGCAUGGUGACGCCUGAUCUGCUCUUCGCCGAGGGGACCGCGGCCUACGCGCGCGGGGACUGGCCCGGGGUGGUCCUGAGCAUGGAGCGGGCGCUGCGCUCCCGGGCCGCCCUCCGCGCCCUCCGCCUGCGCUGCCGCACCCGAUGUGCCGCGGACUUCCCAUGGGAGCUGGACCCCGACUCGCCCCCGAGCCUGGCCCAGGCCUCGGGAGCUGCCGCCCUGCGGGACCUGAGCUUCUUCGGGGGCCUCCUGCGCCGCGCCGCCUGCCUGCGCCGCUGCCUUGGGCCCCCGGCCGCCCACUCGCUCAGCGAAGAGAUGGAGCUGGAGUUCCGCAAGCGGAGCCCCUACAACUACCUGCAGGUCGCCUACUUCAAGAUCAACAAGUUGGAGAAAGCUGUCUCCGCAGCACACACCUUCUUCGUGGGCAAUCCUGAGCACAUGGAGAUGCGCCAGAACCUAGACUAUUACCAAACCAUGUCUGGAGUGAAGGAGGACGACUUCAAGGAUCUUGAGGCUCAACCCCAUAUGCAAGAAUUUCGACUGGGAGUGCGACUCUACUCAGAGGAACAGCCACAGGAAGCCGUGCCCCACCUAGAGGCGGCGCUGCAGGAGUACUUUGUGGCCUAUGAGGAGUGCCAGGCCCUCUGCGAAGGGCCCUAUGACUACGAUGGCUACAACUACCUUGAGUACAAUGCUGACCUCUUCCAGGCCAUCGCAGAUCAUUAUAUCCAGGUCCUCAGCUGUAAGCAGAACUGUGUCACCGAGCUUGCUUCCCACCCAAGUCGAGAGAAGCCCUUCGAAGACUUCCUCCCAUCACAUUAUAAUUAUCUGCAAUUUGCCUACUAUAACAUUGGGAAUUAUACACAGGCUGUCGAAUGUGCCAAGACCUAUCUUCUCUUCUUCCCCAAUGAUGAGGUGAUGAACCAGAAUUUGGCCUAUUAUGCAGCUAUGCUUGGAGAAGAACAUACUAGAUUGAUCAGCCCCCGUGAGAGUGCCAAGGAGUACCGACAGCGAAGCCUACUGGAGAAGGAACUGCUUUUCUUCGCUUAUGAUGUUUUUGGAAUUCCCUUUGUGGAUCCGGAUUCAUGGACUCCAGAAGAGGUGAUUCCCAAGAGGUUGCAAGAGAAACAGAAGUCAGAACGGGAAACAGCCGUCCGCAUCUCCCAGGAGAUUGGGAACCUUAUGAAGGAAAUCGAGACCCUUGUGGAAGAGAAGACCAAGGAGUCAUUGGAUGUGAGCAGACUGACGCGGGAAGGUGGUCCCCUGCUGUAUGAAGGUAUCAGUCUCACCAUGAACUCCAGACUCCUGAAUGGUUCCCAGCGGGUGGUGUUGGAUGGUGUCAUCUCUGACCAUGAGUGUCAGGAGCUGCAGAGACUGACUAACGUGGCAGCAACUUCAGGAGAUGGCUACCGGGGUCAAACCUCCCCACAUACUCCCAAUGAAAAGUUCUAUGGUGUCACUGUCUUCAAAGCCCUCAAGCUGGGGCAAGAAGGCAAAGUUCCUCUGCAGAGUGCCCACCUGUACUACAAUGUGACAGAGAAGGUACGGCGCGUCAUGGAGUCCUACUUCCGCCUGGACACGCCCCUCUACUUCUCCUACUCUCAUCUGGUGUGCCGCACUGCCAUUGAAGAGGUCCAAACAGAGAGGAAGGAUGAUAGUCAUCCAGUCCACGUGGACAACUGCAUCCUGAAUGCCGAGACCCUUGUGUGCAUCAAAGAGCCCCCAGCCUACACCUUCCGGGACUACAGUGCCAUCCUUUACCUUAAUGGGGACUUCGAUGGCGGAAACUUUUAUUUCACUGAACUGGAUGCCAAGACCGUGACGGCAGAGGUGCAGCCUCAGUGUGGAAGGGCCGUGGGAUUCUCUUCAGGCACUGAAAACCCACAUGGAGUAAAGGCUGUCACCAGGGGGCAGCGCUGUGCCAUCGCCCUGUGGUUCACCCUGGACCCUCGACACAGCGAGCGGGACAGGGUGCAGGCAGACGACCUGGUGAAGAUGCUCUUCAGCCCAGAAGAGAUGGAUCUCUCCCAGGAGCAGCCCCUGGACACCCAGCAGAGCGCCCGGGAACCUGCACAAGAGUCUCUCGCAGGCAGUGAGUCAAAGCCAAAGGAUGAACUAUGACAGUAUCCAGGUCAGGUGGAUGGGUGACUAGACCAUGGAGAGGAACUCUGUCCUGCACUCUGGACUGGCUGGCCCCUUGGGGCUGCAGAGCAGUGAGCCUACGUCUGCCACUCAGACAAGGGGACUCUGCUCACAGCCUUCUACAUGGUGCUACUGCUUUUGGAGUGGACAUGACCAGAUGCUGCACCCCCUGGACCUGGCUGAGGGCUCAGGACGCAGGCCCGGAGCCAACCCAUGGGGCCUCCACAGGCAGCCACACGACAGCAAUACAGUAUUUAAGUGUCUGUGAAGACAACCAAAGAAUAAAUGAUUCAUGGUUUUUUA
This is a messenger RNA of Cebus imitator (Panamanian white-faced capuchin), 2642 nucleotides long. RefSeq names its product prolyl 3-hydroxylase 1 (gene P3H1). Gene Ontology annotation, biological process: collagen metabolic process. Gene Ontology annotation, cellular component: endoplasmic reticulum. The transcript is spliced from 15 exons. Bases 108 to 2318 code for a protein of 736 amino acids. NCBI's taxonomy places the organism in Eukaryota, Metazoa, Chordata, Mammalia, Primates, Cebidae. Gene Ontology annotation, molecular function: L-ascorbic acid binding; protein binding; iron ion binding. The record is from RefSeq and is a predicted model, not a curated record.